Molecule: messenger RNA, 1050 nt
Organism: Colletotrichum truncatum
Lineage: Eukaryota; Fungi; Ascomycota; Sordariomycetes; Glomerellales; Glomerellaceae
Source: RefSeq, a predicted model, not a curated record
AUGGAACACUCCGUGGUUCUGCCUUCGUUAGCAAUACGGGGCGAGGGCGGUGUAGUCAGCCGUCAUCUAAACUACGUUGACUCUGAUGCCGCCAGCAAGCACCGCAGGAAGAUUCAAAACCGGAAGAACCAAAGAGCACACCGGCAGCGGGUUAAAGAGCAAGAACAGACUUCCGCCCAGGCGCCAAGCCCAUUCCAAGUCAGACGCUGGCGCCUCGACGAACUAGAUGAUUGCCCAUCUCAAGAUGCCCCGUCAGAAUCGAAAAACGCGACCGACAUGUACAACGUCCGUCAGUCAACUCACAACACAUCAAGGCGAAUAUCCGUAAGGCCGCGAAUUUUUCAUGGGCGAAUAUCCACCACUCCAGUCCAUGAAGUAGCGUCCAUAAACCCCGCUUCCUUCAUCUUUCCCCUCUCAACCGAUCAUCUUCUUCACCUUGUCCAGUACAAUGUCUUCCGAGCUUUUAUCUCUAAUAAGAGCACUCUCAAUUUUCUUCUCAAAGGCUGGACUAAUAAGCUUCCCUCCCCGGAUGACUGCCCCAUCAGCGGCCCCUACCGUGACGACACAAUGGUUUAUCCCCUAAAUCCAAAUAUUCCUGUCUCCCUCGUCCCAACUCGGCUCCAACAAACCCGCUAUCACUCUAUCUGGAUCAAUCUUAUUCCUUUUCCCUGCGUUCGCGACAACUUGAUAAGAAAUGAAGGGAAUUUCGACCACUUGGACCUCUUAAAUGACCUCAUCGGUGAGCUCAUGAGUGCCACACCGGCUCGAAAUAAACGGAUUUCUCCUCCGGCAGUCCCGGCAUCCGACCCUAACAACAUGUGGACCUUGCCUCACACAGCAGGUCUUGACGAAGACGAAGUCACUGCGGGACGCAAGGGACUUAUUGUUUGGGGCGAACCGCAUAAUAUUCAGAGCUGGGAGGCGACCCCCGGCUUUCUUGCGAAGUGGUCAUGGGCUGUGGAGGGAUGUGACGAUUUGAUUGAAUCUACCAACCGCUGGAGAUUGAUAAGAGGAGAGGAUCCACUACGCCGCUUCAACGCCAAAAGUUAG